UAACUCGUUUCCGUGGAGUUUUGUGCAGCUCCUGCCGUGACGUCUUUCCACAGCACCGCCUGCGCAGUGUGGCGAACAUGGCGAACAUCAGAAGUGUCAAGGGUAUGGUGGGUUUGGUUACAGGAGGUGCCUCAGGUCUGGGAAGAGCCACAGUGGAAAGGCUACUCAGCCAAGGGGCCAGUGCUGUGAUCCUGGACCUGCCCAGCUCAGACGGACACAAGGUGGCCACAGAACUGGGGGGCCACUGUGCUUUUGCUCCAGCUGAUGUAACAUCAGAGUCAGAUGUACAGGCAGCUGUGAGUUUGGCUAGGGAGAAGUUUGGCCGACUGGACUUGGCGGUGAACUGUGCUGGCAUUGCGGUGGCUGCCAAGACGUACAACUUCAGAAAAGAGAUCCCUCACAGUCUGGAGGACUUCACUCGGGUUAUCACUGUGAACAUUGCUGGCACCUUCAAUGUGAUAAGGCUGGCAGUUGGGGAGAUGGGCAAAAAUGAACCAAACGCUGAUGGACACAGAGGCUGCAUUAUCAACACAGCCAGCGUGGCAGCUUUUGAUGGGCAGGUGGGCCAGGCUGCGUAUUCUGCUUCCAAAGGCGGCAUAGUGGGAAUGACUCUUCCAGUCGCCAGAGAUCUUGCCCCCAUGGGCAUCCGUGUCGUCACCAUUGCCCCAGGCCUGUUCUCCACACCACUGCUAGCAGGACUGCCUGAGAAGGUGCAGAGCUUCCUGGCCCGGCAGGUGCCUUUCCCCUCGCGUCUGGGAGACCCAGCCGAGUUUGCUCAUCUAGUCACCUCCAUCGUAGAAAACCCCAUGCUCAACGGCGAGGUCAUUCGCCUGGACGGAGCCAUACGAAUGCAGCCCUGAGCAGACAAAGAGAAGCACAGAUUCAGAGAAAAGCUGUGUAUGAUUGUAUGUAUGUGUGAGUCAUAGGCCCAGAUGUGAUGAUCAGUGUUUCAGGGUAGUGCAGCUUUUAUCUCUGCGGAUGUCUCUCUCUGAGAUAAGGUGCUGCUCCUUGUUGAUUAAUUUGGGGGUUCUGUACUGAUUCAAACCACUGAAAAAUCUAUAGAUACAUUUUUUACACUGCAGCUGUGAUGUUUUAGUUUUUCUUACAAUAAGUACAUAUGAUUAUGUUCUAAAGAUGUGGUAAAUCUCUGCUGCAGAGCUGUGUAUAGUGAUGUUCUCCUCAGGCUUUCAUCCUGGUCUGGGUGGGAAGUGCCUGAAGCAGAAACAUCCUGAUCAGACUGAAGGUGUUGCUGAAUGGAUCUAUUUGCCUUGAAUGUCUACUCAGACUUCCUCAACCAUCCAAAUAAAUGCAGAUCUUGGUGAAAAA
Molecule: messenger RNA, 1326 nt
Organism: Astyanax mexicanus (Mexican tetra)
Lineage: Eukaryota; Metazoa; Chordata; Actinopteri; Characiformes; Acestrorhamphidae
Gene: hsd17b10
Product: hydroxysteroid (17-beta) dehydrogenase 10
Exons: 6
Coding region: 78-860 (260 amino acids)
Biological process (GO): estrogen metabolic process; androgen metabolic process; fatty acid metabolic process
Cellular component (GO): mitochondrion
Molecular function (GO): estradiol 17-beta-dehydrogenase [NAD(P)+] activity
Source: RefSeq, a predicted model, not a curated record